GCAUUGCCACGUAAUUACAGGCUCCUAUUAGGACGAUCUUCCCUCCCAGGGGUCUUAGAUUCUCAUUUAUUCAGCGUUCAGGCUUCCUCUGCCUGCCAGUUCGUGUCGUUUGAAGUGCCAGAGUCUCUUAAAACCAUCUCAGUGAAGGACUCUUUCCAAAAGCAGUCCUUUUUCAGCCUUCCUCCUCCGAGCGUAAACUGAGAGCUUACUCACACGCGCAUCUGUUAGACAUCAUCUUCUCCGCUGCAAACCUCCAGCCAUUCAUGAGUCGUGAGUCAACAGCGUUGAGAAGAAAACCUUCUCAGAAGUCUGCAGGGUGGACGGUGCCGAGCAAAUGGUGAGCUAUUCGGUUUUAGAAGAGUGGACAGGUCUGAGGUGUGACAUCCCUUCUCCAGAAAAGCUCUGCGGCAAAUAAGACCCAAAUAAAGGGGAAAAAACCUUUUGGAAAGUUCAACGAAGCCUCUUCAAAGCGGAGAAACGUCAGUCGCAGCGGAUCUAUACAAUUGUGGACGCUGUGCUUUGUGACAAAGCGUGUUCUUUUUGGUUGGUUUGGCGUCAUUAUAGGUAUUUUUUUGUCUGAAUGCGAGGAAUAACUUGGCUGGGCUGCUAUUAUUUCUUUUAUUAUUCCGUAUUCUAUUUGCGUCAUGACUUCUAGUUAUGCACAUGUAAUGGACAGACAAGCUACGAUAUCCAGCCGCUUGGAGAGUCCGAUUACAGCGAAUCUGGAAAAUCUACAGGCUAAAAAGAACUUCUCAGUAAGCCACCUGUUGGAUCUGGAGGAAGCAGGGGAGAUGGUUGGGGCGCAGGCGGACGAAAGUGCAGUGGAGACUGGGAGGAGUACGCUGGAAUCGCCGGGGCUGACCAGCGGCAGCGACACGACGCAGCAGGAGAGUAAGUGCGAAGUGAGCUCCCGUGAUGAGCAGCUGAAUGCAGAGGAGAAGAAGAAGAGGAAACAGCGCAGGAAUAGAACCACCUUCAACAGCAGCCAGCUGCAGGCCCUGGAGAGGGUGUUCGAGAGGACGCACUACCCCGACGCCUUCGUCAGGGAGGAUCUGGCACGGAGGGUGAACCUCACGGAGGCCCGUGUGCAGGUGUGGUUCCAGAACAGGCGAGCUAAGUUUCGCCGGAACGAACGGGCGAUGCUGGCGAGCAAGAACGCCUCGCUUCUGAAGUCGUACUCCGGGGAUGUGACAGCCGUGGAGCAGCCGAUCGUGCCUCGUCCCGCCCCUCGGCCCAACGAUUACCUGUCCUGGGGCACAGCCUCCCCAUACAGCUGCUAUCCAAUGCCCGGGGGAGCGGCUAUGCCAGUUCCACAGAAAAUGCUGCCCAAUGAAACGCUAUGGCUACCUACCCACCCACAUGUGCCAACACCAACACCACCCAGGGGAUGAACAUGGCCAACAGUAUCGCCAACCUCCGUCUGAAGGCCAAGGAGUACAGCAUGAACCAGGUGCCCACAGUCAACUGAGGACAAAUGAGCAAACCCCAACUCCUUUGGACAUUCCUAUCAAGAAGAUCCACACGGGCGCACUUGCGGGUGACCAGCCAGCCCAUGGGAUUUACAGCAGAUCCUUCUCCCAGAUGGACAUCAUGUUAUUGAUGAAUGUUUUGUAUUAUUAACCGGUGGGUUAGAGGAAGACCGAGUCGAAAGCGAAAAAAUUUUGGAAUGCUUCAGUCUGAAAAUCCAAAAAAACACUCGUAGAUCCUAUUUAGUCAGCGUAAAAUUAUCUUGUUUAAUUGGCUUAAGAUGAAGAAAAGUGAAUUCAUUGACAAGGCAGUGUGACAUCAUUUCCUUCAACCCGAUAACAGCUACGAAAAGUCUUAAGGUCCAAUUGUGAGCACCGUCUGAGAAGACAGCGUCCAUGCCGAGGAUGCGUCCGAAGACCAUCCAGUCGGAUCGCCAUGGUUUUCCGUCUGGACAAUAGUGCCCUUCAUCUCGUCUGUCAGCACCCUGUAAGAAUUAACGAUAAAAGUCUGCGUCACAGAAGCAGGAACUCCCAGAGGUCUGGAAUAACCUAAAAGCGGGAUUCAUCCAGGACAGACACUGGGAAGUUAUAAAAACGUUUCAUAUCGUUAUUUGAUUUUGUUUGAUUUUGUCUUAUUCUCCCACUUUAUACCACUGACAAGCAAAUGUCGUCAAUGCAUUUUGAUUUAUAUAACAUACACUAUUCAACUAAUGCCAGCUAACAUUACUUUUGAAACCAAAUCCUAGUUGCUAUUUCUCUUUGUAUUUUAUCUUUAUUUGUAACAGAAAAUCUUAUAUAAUAAUAAAACGCUGUUGAAAUAACAAA
This is a messenger RNA of Brienomyrus brachyistius, 2291 nucleotides long. RefSeq names its product paired mesoderm homeobox protein 1-like. Gene Ontology annotation, biological process: regulation of DNA-templated transcription. The record is from RefSeq and is a predicted model, not a curated record. Bases 645 to 1391 code for a protein of 248 amino acids. NCBI's taxonomy places the organism in Eukaryota, Metazoa, Chordata, Actinopteri, Osteoglossiformes, Mormyridae. Gene Ontology annotation, molecular function: DNA-binding transcription factor activity, RNA polymerase II-specific; DNA binding. The transcript has 5 exons.